UGUCAGUGAGGCGGGCGCUGGGAGUGUCUGCUGGGUGUAGCAGCAGCCCGACGUCUCGUUAGUGUGAAUGACUUGAAAAAAACACUAACAACAGCUCAGCAGGCGAAACGCUCACGGAAAACUGAGGGACAUUUUUCUUUUGUAACUUCUUCCCGCUUCCUUCCUUCCCCCACCUGUAUGACUGCGUGAAGACAAAAGCGACUCAGCUAUGGAGAGCUCCUUUGAGGUUUCCCAGACUGACGGCACCUCUAACCCCAAACCAUUUCUGGCCCCCAAACCUCGACUCACUCCCAAGCCCUUCUCUCUGCAGAAGAACACCACCAUUCGCUCCAUCCAUGCCCCAAAGACGGUCACUUCAAACUCGAAGAAAACCACACAGCAGACGGUAAAAUCAGAAGCUGCAGGUCUCCCCAAACCUUCAGUGACAGCACCCGCACCGAAACCCCCUCAACAAACCCCCACCCCUGCUUCCAAACCCAAGACAGAUGUAAGUGUCUUACCGAAAGGUCCACCAAAGUCAACCAAAGAAGGGAUAGCAAGUGGAGAGGAUACUCUUGAUUCCAGCGUGGUAAAACCUGAUCCUGCUCCACCCAAAGUGACACCCAAGCCUCCGCCAAUCCAGAAAGACGAUGUCAUCCAAGCAAACCACAAAGCAUCCACGGAAAUUGUAACUAAACCAGUACAGAAAGAGGAAAAUAAGAAAGAAUAUGAAUCGCAGACUUCUGUCGUACAAAACCUUGAAGAAUCAGGCAGUGACGUUUCCUCUACAGACAAUCCGGCGUAUGGAUGGGGCGGCAGCAGGAAGCGUCUGUCCAUGAAGCUCACCUCCAAGUUUGAGUCAGGUGGCCCAUGUCUGACCCCCCAGCCAGCUGUUACCAUCACAACAACCGACACCAAAGAUGAUGCAGACAAGCCAGAGCCUUCGGACCCAGAGCCGAGCCAGCCGACAUCAGAGCCGUCCAACAAGGAGGACGAUGAUGGAGCGCUGCUGGGGGUAAACAGCGGAGGAGGAAGCAUACAACGCAGAAUCAGCCUCCUGUUUGACUCCUCAUCGAAGCCAGAGAUCAUGACAAAGAGAGAAGAGCCGGAAAUUAUAAACGGUACAGGAAGUGUGAAGGGUGUAAGGGAGAGAAUGAAAAUCUGGGCGAAGGAAACACCCCCCGAGGAUCCAAAGACUGAGAAGAAGCCUCAGGUUGCUCCAAGAUCUCGCUCCAAGAGCUUUGAGCCAGCAACUGCUCCAACAGUGGAAACACCCACAAUGCCGCCUGUUGAACCCCCUGCUCCUGAAACCUCGUCCAGUCACACAUUGGAUCUUCCAUCAAAGGUGUCGCCCGCCAAACCACCCACAGAGACCCCGAUGGAAACAUCCAAAGACGCUCUUACUGAUGCCCGCUCAACAGAAAGCUCCAAAGAAACGCCAGAAGAGGAUAUGGAGGACACGUCAAGUGAAGGGAGUGUCAAACUACGCAAACAAGGCUCAUAUACACUCAACGCCGAUGAGGGAGACUCCAGUGAGACACCUGAACACGCUCUCAAGAGGGACAAUGUCAAACGACGCUCUGUUCGCUUCGGUGUGGUGGAGAGAGAUGAUGGUGGGCCUCCAUUGAUCCUGGGCUCACCGUCUUCCAGCGAGGAUGAAGAGGAGGAGGAAGAAGAAGAAGAAGAAGAAGAAUCUGAGGAUGAAGCUAAAGAGGACGUCCCUACGCCUGUCUACAGAAGAGUAGGAGGUCUACAGAAGAAGGAAGACGAUAAGGCGGAAGAAGAAGAACGUCUGAAACAUUUGGAAUUUGAAAAAAGACGAAGGGCAGAUGAACACGAGCAGCCGAGAGUCAAGAUGGAAGAAGAGGAAGAGAAGGCGAGGCCGAGGGAAGAGGAGGAGAGGGAGAGAGGAAGGUGGAAAGGAGAGGAGAUGGAGCGGGAAAGACAGAAGGAGUUGAUGUGGCAGAGGCAGAGAGAAGAGGAAAGAGAGAGGGCCAAACAGAAAGAGCAGAGACUUCAACAAGAUCAGGAAGAGGGGAACAAGAGAGAAGUUAUUAAUAAGAAGAAACAAAGAGAGGUGGAGUGGGAACAAGAGUGGGUGAAGCAGACGGAGAGGAUACAAGAAGAAGGACAGAGGGAAGGAGAGAAAGAGCUGGAGUUGCAAAAACAGAGAGAAGAGGAAAGAGAGAGGGUGAAACAGAAAGAAGAGAGACUGAGACGAGAUCAGGAGGAGAGGAAAGAGGGAGUGGACGAGAGACUGGUUAACGGGAAAGAAGAAUACAACGUCCAGCGAAAAGUGAGAGAGAAGGAAGGGAACAAGAAGCUGCAAAGAGAGGAGGAGUGGGAGAAAGCCUGGGUGAGCCAGGCAGAGAGGCUGAGUGGGGGAGACGAGAAAGAGAUGGAGAGAGAGAAAGAGAUGGAGAGAGAGAAAGAGAUGGAGAGAGAGAAAGAGAUGGAGAGAGAGAUGGAGAUGGAGAGAAUGAGGCAAAUUCAGCUAGAGAGGCAGAGAGAGGAGGAGAGAAGGGAAGAGGAAAGGAAGAGGCAGAGAGAGGAGGAGAUAAGGGAAGAGGAAAGGAAGAGACAGAGAGAGGAGGAGAUAAGGGAAGAGGAAAGGAAAAGAGAGGAGGAGAUAAGGGAAGAGGAAAGGAAAAGACAGCGAGAGGAGGAGAUAAGGGAAGAGGAAAGGAAAAGACAGAGAGAGGAGGAGAUAAGGGAAGAGGAAAGGAAGAGACAGAGAGAGGAGAGAGGAGAAGAGGAAAGGAAAAGACAGAGAGAGGAGGAGAUAAGGGAAGAGGAAAGGAAGAGACAGAGAGAGGAGGAGAUAAGGGAAGAGGAAAGGAAGAGACAGAUAGAGGAGGAGAGAAGGGAAGAGGAAAGGAAAAGACAGAUAGAGGAGGAGAGAAGGGAAGAGGAAAGGAAAAGACAGCGAGAGGAGGAGAUAAGGGCAGAGGAAAGGAAGAGACAGAUAGAGGAGGAGAGAAGGGAAGAGGAAAGGAAGAGACAGAUAGAGGAGGAGAGAAGGGAAGAGGAAAGGAAAAGACAGAGAGAGGAGGAGAUAAGGGAAGAGGAAAGGAAGAGACAAAGUGAGAAAGACCCAUUUGAGGAGCUGGAGAAACAAAUGCGAGAGGAAUUUGAGAUAAAGCAUGCACAAGAACUGGAAGAAAACCGAAGAAAGGAAGAAGAGAGAGAAAGGGAGAGGCACAUUAGGCUGAAGGAGCUGCAAGAAAAGGAAGAAGAGAUGGAGAGAAUGAGGCAGAUGAAGCUGGAAAGACAGAGAGAGGAGGAGAGAAUGGAAGACGAAAGAAAGGGGCAGAUGGAGAAAGAAAGAGCGGUGGAGCUGGAGAGAAACCUGCGAGAGGAAUACGAGAGAAAGCGAGCACAAGAACGGGGAGAAAAGCUCAAAAUGGAGGAAGAGAGAAAAAGGCAAGAAAGAGAGAGUGUGGCAGACAGAGCAGAGACAAAUUUAAUCAACUUUGACUCUGAAGAUGUGCCUCAGAAGUCGCUGCUUUCCCCCACAAAGAGGGAGGCGGAGGUUGUCUACGAUGACUUCUCCGUCAGGCCGCCUGACAUGCACGUGGUUUAUGACGACUUCUCCGUCAAACCCAAGAGAUGGGGCUCGAAGCCGAAAGCAGACACCAGACCGCCCUCGAAGACUUGGGCAGACGUCUCUGGGAACAGACAGGAAGCUGUUGAUUGGUUGGCGCCCCUGGAAGUCAGUCCUGUGGAAAACAGAGUGCGUGAGCAGGAGGAAAGAACAAUCCUCCCCGAGCCUACAAUAGCCCCGGAAAGUCAGGAGAAAGAGGAAGAGGAGCAGAGCCCAGAAGAGGAAGAGCUUAUCUCCAUGGAGGUGGCGGAGGAAGAAGAGGAGGAGGAAAAAGACGACAAGCUAAAGGCACCUGUUAACAGUUAUAGCCCAACGGGGGAAGACACUGAUGCUUUGAUAGACAGUGAGCCAGAGCAGCAGAAUGAGGCCUGCGAGCAGACAUCUGACAUUGACAGCCCAGAGCCCGUCCCUGGCGAGGUUCCUGAAGAACCCUCUGAAGACCCUGAUACCACUGACUUCUCCAGAGAGCCGGAGCAGGCUCCAUUCCCUGAGAGCUCCACUCCCCUCCUCGACACCAGCGCUCAGAGAUCAAAGGCAGAUCUGGGUAAGCGGCGAAGUCGGUCGCGUCCGCCACGCUCGAUGCGUGGAGGUUUCUCUCCAAAGGAAAGUCAGGACUGGAGGGCCCAGGACACCACAGAUGAAAAGAAGGCAUCGUCUAAGCAAAGGGAUUCAGACUCUGAGGAGGAGCAGCCUAAACCGAAGAUAGCUCGUUCUCCUCCCCCCUCUCAGAGAGUCCCCAUGUUCACUGGUUUGAACCCGGCAUCCCUUAUUGCUCAGCUGAAAAGGAGAACAGGUGGAGGAGGAACCGGAGGAGGAGAGGAAAAGGAAGAAAACAAGGGAAGAGAAGAGAAGGAAAGUCGAAAUGAGGAAGCGGCUCCAUCUCCCUCAAAACCCUCCCGCUCUCCUCGCCCACCCGCUCGCUCUCCUCGCCCGGCCGCUCGCUCUCCUCGCCCGGCCGCUCGCUCUCCUCGCCCGGCCGCUCGUCUCGCCGGGGCGGCCCGAGUCCUGCCACCCAUAGGUGGUGGGGGAGGAGGGCCUGUCUCCUCACCCGCCUGGCUGAAAGAACUGAAGUCUAAGAAGCGCCUGAGUCAGCACAACAGCGAGGCUUAGCCAGACGCAGGAGACACUGGGACAAGGCUGUUCAGCAAGAAUCAAUCCAUCUCAGCUGCUGCUGCUGCUGGCAUGAUUGCUCCAUUUUCCACUUUAAGUGCCUUAUUUUGGACAUUUACUGAGAAAUGCAACAGGGGUAUUCAGGCUUUUGCUGAACGUAGUGGCCAUCAAGAACUUGUCUGGCCUGUACAUGAAAUAUGGUGCCAAGUCUGUGAUGUGUUCAUUCCAAGUACAUGAUUUAUUUUCUGCUGUACAGAGGCUCAGUGGAGGCAAAAUACCCCAUUGUAAUUCAGAGCAAAGCCAUGGACUGUCCUAUUGUUUGAAUGUAUAAGUCCAAUAUAUAGUGACAGGACCGAUGAUACUAGGCUUCAGCAGGGUAUUGCUCGUCACACACACACACACACACACACACAGUCACACAGUCACACACACACGCACACACACACACACACACACACACACACACACACACACACACACACACACACACAUACACACACCUAAGUACAGAACAUACUGAAUAUACAUAUAGAUUGCACCUUGUGUGUAUUUAGUUAAAAUUGUACAAAAUGCUUUUUACAUUAUCUUUCUAAUCACAAGUAAACCUUUAAGCACUUUAAGAACAUUUUUAACAAAUGAUGGUACAUCUAAGCAAUACAAGAAUCAAGUUUGUUUGUUUUAAUUGUUUCACCAUGUAUGUCUAUUCUCUUUCCAGUUCCAAAAUGUAAAAUGUACAAUGACUAGGAUUUUAUAAAAAAAAAUUAUUGAUUCAUACGAAAAAUAAUCUAUCAACUAUUGUGUUUACAAACUAAAAUUGACAAAUUCUUCUUAUUGUGCCUUUAAAGAUGCACUUCCUGGAUUUUGUCCAAUCGUCCAGUAGCUUGUCAGAACAUCACCAGUGAGCUGGUGAAGUAUAUUUCUAUGCUGUAACAGAAUCAGGAAUUGUUUUUGUAAAAUAUGAAACCCAGAAAAAUGCAAUCAUCUGCUCGAGAUGCUUUUAUGUGCCUUUUUCAAUGUUAAAGAGUGGCUGUCAUCAAUGCAGUAAUCAUGUAUGAUCAAUGUCAUGUAUAAUAAGAGGAAAUUGAGGGAAUUUUAUUAAAACCUUUUUCUAUGAAAUGCAA
Molecule: messenger RNA, 5814 nt
Organism: Trematomus bernacchii (emerald rockcod)
Lineage: Eukaryota; Metazoa; Chordata; Actinopteri; Perciformes; Nototheniidae
Gene: tnks1bp1
Product: tankyrase 1 binding protein 1
Exons: 11
Coding region: 209-4693 (1494 amino acids)
Source: RefSeq, a predicted model, not a curated record